Molecule: messenger RNA, 1756 nt
Organism: Daucus carota subsp. sativus
Lineage: Eukaryota; Viridiplantae; Streptophyta; Magnoliopsida; Apiales; Apiaceae
Product: protein SOSEKI 2
Exons: 5
Coding region: 165-1460 (431 amino acids)
Source: RefSeq, a predicted model, not a curated record
AGAUAAAUUAUUAUUUUCUUUUCAGUAUUGAUACUCUGAGACCACAAAAAUAUAAGAAAAAUGAACAUGUUCAUAUAUAUAUUUAUGUUGCCUUGAGCUACAUAUAGUGGCUCUGGGAAACACAGGAGGUUUUACACAGAUUCAUUUGAGAAAGUAGAAGAAACAUGGAAGGGAGAGGAAAGAACAGGAGAGAGAGAAGUCCAGAGAGAGACAGAGGGAGAGCCAGUGUGCAGAUACAGAUGCAUGAAUCAACAAGGGCAAUAACAAGGGUGAUGAAGCACCCCCCUCCAAGUUUGAAGAAAGUUCAAGUUGUUUAUUAUCUCUCCAAGAAUGGUCAGCUUGAGCAUCCCCAUUUCAUUGAAGUUACUCAUUUGGCCCAUCACCAUCUCCGUCUUAAAGAUGUUUUGGAGCGGCUGACAGUGUUAAGGGGUAGGAGCAUGCCUUCACUUUACUCAUGGUCUUACAAAAGAAGCUAUAGAAAUGGGUAUGUGUGGAAUGACUUGGCAGAGAAUGAUGAUAUAAUUUCGCCAUCAGAAGGAGCUGAAUACGUCCUCAAAGGCUCUCAGCUUAUUGAAACUGCUUGCACUGAAAAAUUUCACCACCCUCAAGUAGUAAUACUCCCGGAACCAAGCACCUACCAUGCAAAACGCAAAACUCUUGUACCAAAACGACAUGGUGACCCGCAAGAAUUUGAUAACAACAUUGCUACUAGAUAUGAAGAUGAUGAAGAAGAAUACUUUGAUGAGAAAACAACUUACACAGCUCCAAACACUCCGUAUUCUCGAUGUUCUAUUGGUGUCUCCACAGAUGAAAUUGAACUUGACCAACAAAACAAAACAGGCCACAAAAUUUCAAGCCCUGAGUUAGCUAACCACAACUCCUCCCCACCAUCAGCCACUUCAUCUUCACUUUCCGACAAGGCCAAUGACAACUCGAAGCGAUUUGAGGAUGGUGACAUGGUGGGAACCGAGUCAAUACUCAGUCGAAACUCAAUGCUGUACAACCUUAUUGCCUGUGGAGGGUCAGUGUCAUUUAGAGGGAAGAGUAAGGUCCCAAUUGUCAAGGAACAGGCGGAGUUGGGGAGAAAGAGUAGUAGUUUGCAUAAAGGGGUGCUUAAAAGUGCAGUGGCGACGAAGGUGGCAGUGGUGGAAGACGAAGAUGAUCAAGAUGAGAUACGAUGCAUGUCUGAAAAUCCAAGAUUUGGGAAUUUACAGUCUGAAGAAAAGGAGUACUUCAGUGGAAGUAUUGUGGAGGCAAUAUGUGAAGAUGACCGAGUUAAGGCCGUUCCAAUGCUGAAAAAAUCAAAUUCCUACAAUGAAGAAAGGAGCUCCAAGGCUUGUGGUGAUGUGGUGGGAGAAGAAAAAGACAGCAAGAAGAAAACAGAGAAAGAAUGUGGUAAAGGAAAAUGCCUUCCAAGAACAAAGAGGUCUUCCACUAGCUGUUUGUCAUCUUUCAUUUGAUAUGUUAGCAAGGUUUGCUACUUAAUCACAGAUUUAGCAAGAAAUUACAACUUUCCUUGUAAGAUUUGGCAUGUGUGGACUUCUGAAAAAUAUGGGAUUUGCAAUGGUAGCCCCACUAGUCCAGUAGUCGCAAGAAUUCAACUAAAGAAUAGUACUCUAGUAUGUAUGUCAGGGGGUGUAGAAGAAAUUUAUGUCAGGGGGUGUAAAAGAAGUUUCAAGAUUCCCUCUGUAACUGUUUGUCUUAUGCGCCAACUUUAACACCUCUUAUUCCUUUAUUAAAUUUCAUUCUGUGCUCA